AUUCAUCUUGACUUUGAAUCAGUCUGUCUUUGGCGCUCGAUCGAAACGUACGAAUUUGUUCUUCGUUGGUAAAACUCAGAAAGCAAAAACUAAAAAAUCUCAUCAUAACCGAAUAAUAAAAGUAAAAUAUAAAAAUCCCAAAUAAUAAGUGAAAUCAAGUGAAACAAAAUAAAGAGAAAAGGAACCCUUUAGCUUGUCGCGUAAAUAAAAGAAACUGAAAUAUAAAAAUAAUAUUAAAAAAUAAAAAAAAUAGAAUAAAUUAAACAGAUAACAAAGAACUUUUAAAAGUUUGUGCUCUGCUUGCAAUCGUCUGCUUGUUUAUCGGCCGGCGAACAAAAAGUCAUCGAAAUAUCUCGUUGCAUGCGUGUGCGGAUCUCAGUAUCUUCCGAUCUUAUAUUUCUAGUUUUCAAGUCACUCACUCAUCAACCUAAGGCCUAAGUGAAAUACCUAAAUCGUUUGCUUAUAAGUGGCAGCAAACCGAAGACAUCGAUCAUAAAAAAGAAAUUCGUUCGCAUUUAUAUAAAUUACGUGAAUCGCGUUUACGUGACUUGUAUCAGGGCGACAUCAUGGCUGGCAAUUUUGCUAAAGAUCCGUUCAACCCUUCGCACGGUGACUCGUUGGUAGGUCAAAAUUUUCAGAGUUUGAAAUCCCAAGAGGUACGAGAUUCAGUAAGUCCAACACGGGAUUUGAAGUUUCAUUCAAUGACUCUCAACCAUCCCAACACAACGGGUUGGGAUGUGCAAACCUCGUCAGAAGUUAGUCCAGAUGGUCGCGCAUAUCGUACCGAAACUGUGGCCACCACAGAUGGUGUUGAGAAGAUUAAUGGUGGCACCGCUGAAUUUCGAGGCCUAAAUGAGCAGCGCGCAAGCGCCUCCCAUCAGGGUGACGAUAAGAAUUUCGUAAAAAAGGCAUCGGAAAAUUCAAACACUCAUUUGCAAGAGCGCAUUGUUGUUGGCGAUGAAAAUUCUGGCCGCACCGAAAUGAAAAUGAGUUCGACGACCACUUCGUCCUCUUCUCAAGUGACAUCUUCAUCUUCAGCUGUCGAAUAUGGAGGUGGGGAGCCGAAUGAUGCCAGAUACCUUAUGGAUAAUACCAAUCGCCAGCAUCCAGGCCAAUACCCCCAACAACAACGACUGACACAAGAUCAAUAUAUUCAGCAACAACAACAACAACGCCAACAACAAUUACAGCAACAGGAAUUUGAACAAACGAAACAAUAUCAACAGCAACAACAUCAACAACGCGUUCAACAGCAAGAGCAGGAGCAACGUCAAUAUACCGAGGAGUUUAAUCGUAAUCGACAGGAAUCCUCUACAAGCCGCAAUGUGGAUACCCAACAGACGACGGAACAGAAUAGACGCGUUGUAGACGUAGAUAAGGCAUCACCUGAAUAUCAAAAACAUGUCCAAUAUCUUAUGUCACAGCCUGGCGAAAUCAUUUCGAAUACGGUUGAGUAUCCAAAGCCGAACGUUAAGAUGAUCACCACCGUUAAGCGUUUGCCUGAUGGCACCAUAGUCAAGAAUAAGCGUUACGAAACGGAGGAGCUGCGUCCUGCAGUGGAUAGCCCACGUCAACGUACAACGUCUUCAACGAGCCAGAGCAGUACUCAACAUAGAAACGAGCAACAGCGACGUGAGCAGACUGAAGAUAAUGUCUAUAACCGUCAGCAAAAUGUGCGUAAUAACACUACCAGGCGAUCUGAACAUGAUGUCGUCGAUAAUGCCGAGCCAUUUGCGCAUGUUCCAAGCCAACAACAAUUGGUUGAGUCUCAUCCCACUGAUCAUUUUACGGAUGAGAUUACCAAUACCGAGACGAAAUUUUCGUCAGUGAAGAAAUCAAGCCGACGUUUCUCGACUGAGACAACCUCUGAGACCAUUGAAGAGUUCUCAGAUCACGCACCUCCAUCACAUGCGCCCGGUAUUCGUGGUAAGCCAGGUAGCGGUCGUCCGCCUACUCAAGAUUUUUCUACCCACGGAUUUCCUUCAGUGAAGCCAAAUAAGCCAACUCAAGAAUAUCCGACGGAACGGCCACAUGGGGCGCCACAGUCGCAAAGACCUGACUUCAGUACUCAUGGGUUUCCUUCGGUAAGCCCAAAUAAGCCUACACAGGAGUAUCCUGGUGAUCGGGUACGCCCCUCAGAUGUCGAACGUCUUAAUCAACGAACUGUGACGGAGUUGAAUAACACCAGUUCUAAUGUUCCAUACGGGUCUCCUGCAGUGAAUCCAAAUUCAAAAAUUACUACCACUAAAGAUGGAGAUGUGAUAAUCGUAAGUUCAGAAUCCACCCGCAGUUCAAAGUUUAAGACCAAUGCGGAGCGUGUUAUCGAAACAGAAGUAGUGAUCGAUGGUGAUUCCAGUCCUAAUCGUGGGUUUCCCGCAGUAAAGCAAACAUCACCGGGAGGAAGAGAUUCGCCCAGGUAUGGUACGCCGACCAGGGAGUACCCGGGUAGUCCACGUAGACCACAACCUGCUGAAGAUUUUUCUACUCAUGGUUUUCCAUCCGUUAGAUCUCCAACAAAGCAAUCAACUGAUUUCCCAGCAAACGGUUUCCCAUCUGAUAGAGAUGUAGCCAAACCGACAUCAGCACAUCCUGCACCGUCUAGAAUUAUCAAUCCGGAUGGCAGCGUAACAACAAUUAGUUCGGAAACGAAGAAAACUAUUAAGCAUAAUACGAAUAGGGAGCACAUUAUUGAAACAGAGAUUGUAGGCGAUAGUCAUCAACCAUUGCCGUCCGGACUACGUCAACCAGACAAAAUUACAUUCCCUCCCACACCUCAACCAACAGAUUUUGGUACGCAUGGGUUUCCUUCGGUAAGAGAAUCUGCUCCUACUAAUGACGCAUACCGUCGGCAAGGAACACCAACUCGCGAAUAUCCUAGCAGUCCUCACAAACCACAACCAUCUGCGGAUUUCUCCACACAUGGAUUUCCCUCGGUAAAAGAUUCCGCACCGGUAAGAGAGAGCACACCCUCACGAGACUAUCCGAGCAGUCCACGUCAAAAUCAACCAUCGCAAGAUUUCUCCACUCAUGGCUUUCCGUCUGUGAGAACACCCAACAAACCUGUAUCGGAUUAUUCAACGCCGAGUGGUGGCUUCCCCUCUACCAGGGAUACUAAUGCACCCAAGUUAAUGCCAACUCAAUCAAGACCACAACCAAGUACCACAACCCCACAAAAAUCUACAACUACAACAGACUCAUCACAACGCCUAAUAUCAAAAGAAAGAGAUGUAGAUGCUACACAUCGUGCUUUUGCUGCUUCUCUUCGAUGUUCCUCACCAGUGGAUAGCCCAGAUCAUCACCGCAGUACGCCGCGCUCCAGUGUAUCAUCGACCAGAACAUUUAGACGCGACGGACGAGAAGGAUCCCAUGAUAGUGAAACUAGCCGUAUCAGUUCGGGUACAGUUACGCGUUCUUCGCCAAGUAAGAGUGUUGGUAAAACUGUCGUUACAAAGCAAACUGUUGUUAAAACUCGUAACGUGAAUGGUUCUAACGAAACAAUUGAUUUAACACCGCAGCGCCCCACAAAGUCACCUUCUCCCAAUAAGGCCACAACCACGACCACUACACGCAUCACGACAACUAGAAAGAGUCCAACCGAAGUGCCCAAACCAGUCUAUCCUUCAGAUAAUCAAAAAUCUAAGCAAGCUGAAAACACAUUUCCUAUUAUUAACGAACCACUAACCAUCACAAAAACCCACUUUACUGCAAAUGACGCCAGCUUCCUCGGUAACGAGGUGGUGGAGAAGCCAUGCAUAAAAAAACACUUUUAUAAACUUGGUCCGUCCGACAAAGUAAUCAACAAUGUUGACGAAAAGUCACCAUAUUCAUCAGCACCAAGUAAUCAUACAAAUCGCACUCAUCCCAAACCUAAAUCCCAAGUUCGGGAUGAUUUAGCGGAUGUUAACCACGAAGAGCCCAUCCAUAAUCAACCACUAAGUUCAUCAGUAAUAGAACCUAAACAACGUAAUCGUUCACCGACAGGACCAAAAAGUAGUAGUCCACAAACCAUUUGUCAACCAUUCAAGAAAGAACCCAGUGUUGGGCGUAGGACUGAUGUGAGAGAGAGUACAUUCGAAAACACAGAUUGGCAAAAUACAAUACAAAAUUCAAAUGAAACUCAAUAUCCCGUUACAUAUGAUAAGGAGCCUAAAGAUGAAUACAUUGAAACUAUCUAUCUAAACGAAACGCCAGUUGAUACUUCUGAUUAUCCCAGUAAAAGAGGAGAACCUAAUAAACAACCAUAUAAUAAAAAUAAAACUGAGUUUGUAACGAAAACGACCACUCGUAUAGAGAAAUUUCAGAAUAAUGAUACUUUUAAUGACACCGACGAGUUUAUUACCAGACAAUCACAUGAAAAAGAACCUUCGGAACCAAGAGAUACAAACCCUGUUUCGAAGAAACCUUUAGACUCAUUAGGCAAAAGACCAAAAGAAGGUAAACCCAUCGAACCUUCAAACAGAAAACAAGGGGAGAAACAGCCAACACAGCCUGCAGAAAAAGUACCAGGGCAGAAACAUCCAAUAAACAACUCUCCUAGUCCGACAAGACGAACUUCCGAUGCUAGAACGUCAAAAACAACCUCUACAACAGUUAAAACUACACGCAAAGAAAAUAUAUAUGACGUUGAAGAUGACAAUCAACCCAAAAACACAGUCGAUAAAAGACCCAAUCAAACAGACAAAGGAAAACUGAACGACAUUGACCAUAGUCCGACAAGAAAACCAUCAGACCAACCAUCGAACAAUAGGCCGAAAAACAUUCGCCAGCAGAAGCCACAGGCAGCUGAUGACAUCACUCAACCCCAUGAGCCAUUUGGUAAAAAUGCAGAUAUUGAAAACCCUGAUGACUUUAGCUAUAAGAUCCCAACGAACAAGAGGCCGUCGGUACCUGAAAGUAGUCCCACCAGGCAAAUAACAGAACGCAAAACAUUAAAGACCACAUCAGAAACUACUCGCAAAAAUAAAACACAUCCCGUAGAAGAUGAUCAUCAACCCGACGAACCAUUGAGAGGUAAACCGGGCCAUGAAAGGACUAUUGACAAAAAGAAACCAAACGAUAGCAGACCUUUAGAUGUAAAACUUAUCAAAGAUGACCAUAGUCCCACCAGGACUACUUCGGAUGCAAGCAAAUUAAAGACAAGUACCGUUACAACUACCGUUACGAAAAUUCACAAGAAUACCGUAUCGCCGACUAGAAACAGCAAACCUACAGAUAUAAGAAGCUCUGUACCGAUUCAUAAAAAUCAAAUAAAAGAGAAGCCAUCAGAAAAAUUACCAAAGUACACGAAAGCAGCAAAACCAGCACCUGCAGGCGCUGUUGAGCCUGAACAAAGCGAUGAUGAACAUAUCCCAACUGGUAGAGAACCAGCUAAAAAACCGUUAUCAAAAGUUGAUGAUUACAGUGAAACCAAAAAGUCAACUAAUAUAAGAUAUGUAAAUACGAAUCGUGCUACUUCAACUGUUCAAACUCCAUCCGAUGAAAAAUAUAAGCCCGUGCAAAGAGGUAAAUCACCACUUUCUAAGGGACCUUCAGAUAUUGAGUUCAGUGAUGAUGAUCAGAAAAUAAUUGAGAAUAUACCUGUAGAAACAACACGAUAUAAAACAAUCCAACCCACUAGUGAGGAUGAUUAUGAAAUUAAAAAGCCUGUUCCACGUAAACCAGCGCCUGAAAAUAGUGAGGAAGAUUCGAACGACGACAAUCAGCGCUCUACUUUUAUAACAACUGCAAUCAAAACGGUGCGUGCAGAUAGACCUCAACCGACAUAUCAAACAAUUGACGAUGAAACCAGACGAGUUCAAGAGCUUUUCAAUAAAACCGAUAAGACGAAAGUAACAAAGAAUGUAAAUGAGGAAUUCAUAACUUUCGAGCAACAAGUGGGAGGUAGAGUUCCAGUUCUUAACAGACCUGAAGAUGAACCCGGAAAGCCAAGCAAGUUUAAUGGUAAAGAACCAAAAUCUAAACCAACAAUCAAAAAUAGAGAGCCCGAUUACAGAGUUGAUGAUGAUACUAAUAUUUCAAAAAUAAGUUCUGUUACAACUACUUUAAAAAUACUUGGCCGAGAUUUACCUUCAAUUAAGAAACCAUCACAGCCAGAAGAUGAGAAACCAAAAGUGCCGCAACCCAUAGAUACAGACUUAAGUGAUGAUGAUUUAGCCACACAUGAAACAUAUGAAACGACGACAACCAUUAAAGGCAUUCGUCGUGAUACUGUACCUGCAAAUGUAGAGGGCGAACAACCUAGGUCUGAUAACAAGAAGUUCCCAAAACCAGACGGCGGAAAAACUAGACCAUCAAAGCCUGCUAAUAGUGACAAUGAUCGCAGUCCAACAAGAACUCCAACCGAGGGCAAUACUUUGAAAAGCGUCACUAUUACCACUACCACCAAAAAUACCGUUUGCGGAAAACCAAGCGAACUGCCGCACGAACCCGCUGAUAAACCAACGGGUAAAACUCCAACUUUAGAUGAAACUGAACGAGUUGACGCGCUCUUUAAAACCACCAAUAAAACGAAACACACUAAAAACUACAACGAAGAAUUUAUUAACAUUGAGAGCCAGAAUAAAGAGACGCCAGAUGGAGCUUUUAUCUCAAAAGCACCUGAGUCGGAACCAAGUUCUCCUACUUUUAAGAAGAAAGGUGUUAGCCCAAGAGAAACUUUUGAAGAUCGAUGUCGUCAAAUUUUAGGCAUGGAAAAUUAUGGUGAUACCCCAGGUACCUACCAGAGGAAGCCCGAAGACGAAUCCGACCAAAAAGAGCCGCUUCCCGUAGAUACCACAAAAUUCGAAGUUAAAAUCGAGGACUGUGAAGAUGAUGAACCAAAUUAUCUAAAUAAUAUAAAGGCAGCCAUUAAACCCAUAGAGAAACCCAAAACGCACAAAACUAGUGAUAUUUCCGAUGAGGAGCUUGUUGAGAAUCUCGUUGAGGAAGUAGAGUGUAUUCGUACAGAUACUGUUGUACCCUUCAAAAAUACUUAUCCAGAAAGGGAACCAUCCAGUGAGACUACUCCUAAAUCAACACGAGUAAUUAAGACGGACAUAAAAGAGGAAGAAGAUGAGAAUAUUGUCAAUAAGACAACAUCAAAACUAGUAAAGAAAGCACCAAGCCCGUUACCGAAGGAAGAGCAAUUAGAAGAUGUUGAACUAGAAGAGUUUCCACUCAGUGAACCGGAAUCGCCUGAAAAGGAAACGGAUGAUGAGUCUCAACCGGAUACAGUUGUGCCAGAGAGGGAGACACAAUAUACCGAUGAAUUCGAGAUAGAAGAGCGGACAAAUUUGGUGGUUAAGACGGAAAAGAAGCAACCCUUGAAGUCAGAUAAGAAAUUACCUGUUAAAAAAUCUCCAAAUACUAGUCCAACCAGAAAGCCAAGUGGGAAAACAUUACCUUCGAGUUCAUACCCUUCAGGUCGCUCUACAGUCACACCAACAAAACCUGUUGAUUCUAAACCUAAACCACGCGAAACAAAAGUCGUAAGCAAUACCAAGCCAAUUUCCAAAUCUCCUGAGAGUCCUGACAAGGACACUGUUCUUAGAAAAGAUAAACCAGUAUCUUCCACAAAGCCACGCACAGAGCGUAUUCAAAAAUUAGAUACCCAUACAGUUUCUAAUAGGCAACCAAAAACACCAAGCAAGGAGUCGCCAACAUCAACAAUCAAAGAUCGAUUACGAUCUUCCCCUCGAAAUAAAAAGCCUUCCACCACGGAGUCUGAUUCUUCACCUGACAUGAGUCCAACACGUCUAACUGAACGAAGGCGCUCCAGUAAUAUCUCGGUCCACACAGAAAUUAUUAUUGAUCACUCUGGGCCUAAAUCUCCUAAGCCUACUAAAAAGAUGCCGGAGAAACUUACGAAUCAACCAAAAAAAACUGUUCCGACAGACACCAUUUCGCAGACAAAACCAUUCCGCAGAUUUCCUGUUACAGAACGAAAGGAAUCUGCUCCGGUUCCCAGUGUUUCGCGCAAGGAUAAGGAUGUAAAAAUGACUCGGUCAACUAGUGAGAAGGUUAUGAAAGUAACUGAAAGGCCAGUUAAGAAAACUGAGGUGAGCACUCUGGAGCCAAGUGCCAUCCCAAAGAGUGAUCGACGUCCCAAUAAAUGUUUUACCACAAAAACGAUCAAUUUAACCACAACAGAUAAGCUAAUAAAUAGCGAGGAUAUGGAAAAUGUUAUUAUUGACAUACAACACGCAAAGAGUUCCCGGGAACCCUCACCAGACAAAAUUGUACCUACUCCGGUACCGGUUCAUUUAGAUACGGGAAAACCUCGCUAUCCAGAUGUCGUUCAAGAACCUGAGGAUGUGCCGCGUAAGAAACCGGUUAUCACAAACAUACCUAUUUUUGAAGAAGAGUCUAACGAAUUUAUCAAUUGUCACAUAUCGGAGGUGAAGACGGACAGAAUUUCAAAACUGGUAGAUCUAGAAGAAGAUGAUAUUCUAGAUAAUCCCACAAUCGAAGCUCCUAAAAGUCUUGAAUAUCCGCUGAUUGAUAGACCUGAUGAUGAUUGCCUCUUGAGUGUUCACGAAAAGGUUUCCAAGUUCACUCAUACAGCUGAAGAGAUUAAAAAGCCAAAAGCGUCUAGUCCAUUUAGCAGGGAGUUCGAUAAAACACCCAAAGUCCCUGAUAAUGAUGAAUGUUUAUUAACAGUUGAUGAAAAGGUCAACAAGUUUAUAAAAACAGCAGAAGAGGUGUCGAAACCAAUUACACCAGUAAGGGAGAUUGAACGACCAAGUUACACCGAAUUAGAUGAAGAAUUGCGAAAGGAUGACUGCACUUUGUCCGUUUCACAAAAAGUUAAUAAGUUCUUAAAUACUGCUGAAAAAUUGGCACCCACUGCUCCACAAAGAUCGCCUGAAUUAGUGGCAAAGAUUGUACGAACCAUUUCGAAACAGAGUGAGCCGGAGUAUCCCGAAAGCGUAACUGAUGAUGAACUAACGCCAUUUUCGCAGAAUCACACCAUCGAAAUUGAGAAGCGGCGUCAAAAAGAUAUACUCUCUCGACCAACUGUAUUUGAAAACACAACAAAAACGAACAGAAAUGCCGGCUUUGUAGAAGAGGAAGUUACAAUAGUCAGAAACACUACUGGUGUACCUGAAUACGAUGAAGUAAUCCCUCACACAAGGGAUCAUACAACGAAACUUGAACUAAAACGGCAGAAGGAUAUUUUAUCUAGACCUUCAAUUUACAAUAAAAAUGCAAAAGCAAGACCGCAGUCACCCAGCAAGCGAGAGCCUAUAAGUUCAUAUAAGCCUCAACCAUCAGAACCAAUUAAAUCACAACAGAUAGAAUACACAACAAAGAAAGUAAUCUCAGAAGAUAAUGACGAAAGUAAAACUAAAGCAGAGCGUAAACCAUCUGCUCCGACAACCAAACCUGAAAGUCGUAAAAGCCUCACAAAACCCCAAAAAUCUACAGUUGCCGUAACUCGGUCUCGUUUUGAAACUUUUGAUAACAAAAAACUUCCAUUAAAAUCUUCUACGGAACCAAAAACUAGUAGAGUUCCUACUUCAAGCAUCACUGCUCGUAAGCCAACUAAUGAACCGAAAGCACGAUUGCCUUCAACAUCUAGCAGAAAACCAUCCUCAGAACCAGACACCAGUUCUCCUUAUACCAACAGGCGAAAGCCAUUUAAUGAACCGGAGUGGCAGUCACCACAGCGAGGAGCACGAAAACAGUCCACAGAGCCUGAUAGUCAUUAUCCGGGACGAAAACCAUCUACGGAAUCUAUAAUCAAUUACGAAAAUAUUGAGUCCGAAACAGAGUUUACAUCAACAACACGUCGUAGGAGCUCAUCAAAGACAAAAGAUUAUCUGGAAAUGGUACAAACUGAAAUCGAAAGAUUUUCUCCAACUCAAAAAGAACCUUUACGAAAAAUCCCUACACAGGAAAAACAAAAACCCCAGUCUUUCUCACACAGUCCUACAAGAAAAGAUGCAACAAGCACCACCAAAGUCACCCAAGUAACUGAGCGCACAAUUCGAAACAGUUCACCUUCAGAAUGUUCUGAUAUAGAAAUCGUUGAAACCAUUUUAGAGCGUCCUACACAAGUUAAGGAACCAACACCUACAUCAACAAUUGGUCGCACGCGUGUAACAUCAGAUACAGUGGCUGCCCGACGUAACAUUUUCGAAAAUAGUUCUACUCCUAAGGGGCAGAAGCCAAGUGUGAGCAGUUCUCCGUCGCCUGUUGGACGGCGUCCUUCAUACAUGGAUCAUACAGUUAGCUCGUUAGAGCACAUUCGGCGUGAUUCAUUAGAAGUAAAUAAGCAUAACUAUUCACGCAAGUCCUCGAUUGAUUCGGAAAGUAAUUAUGAACGACGACCAAAUUCUGCUGUGAAAUUUGAUGUGCCUCAUAAACCACAACGAUCGACUAGUAUUCCCGAGGAUAUUGAUGUUGAGAGUAUUUUCGAAUUAGAAGUACUGGAAAGUUUAUUGGAGACAGUAACAUCAUACGAGUUAAGGCGUAGAAUUCGUGCUCAAAUACGUUUGGUUAAGAAAAACCUUCUCAACACUGAAAUGGUUGACAAAAGGAAGACCGAGACUAAAACAUCGAAGUCCAUUAGCUCAACUCAUAAAACAUCUACUUACAUAUCAAAUGUGCAUAAUGAAGAAAAUGACUCCAUUCAUGAGGAUAUAAAAACAAAAAAGCCAUAUGAGAGUAAGCCCAGUCCAAAACAUUCGCCACAACUCACGAAGGGUGGUCGAGUACCUGAAAGCAAAGAUGUACCAAAAAAAUCGCCAUACGGCUAUAGUGAAAGUCGCUACAAUAAAGAAGUUACAAGAAAAACUACAACUAAUGAUAAAACACCAAAUGGUCGUAGCGAAAGUCCCAAACGUCCUACGAAAACUCUCCAUGAACGUCAUCAUAGCCCCGAAAUAAAAUCUCCACAAGGAUCUGUGAAAGAAGUAUAUCACACAACAGGUUCAUCGUUGUCUACACAUAAAGAAUACAUACGAAACGAGCAAACGGACUACUCAGAAGAGAGUUUUAAUAGCUCUCGCCGCGUGAAUCAGAGUUCGGAACGGUUUGAAAAAGAUCAAAGUCGUGAACGCAGUUACAGUCCCGAAACCAAAAGUCCUAUAAGAGAUAGCAGACGAAGUCCAGAUUUAAAAACUAAAUCUGUGCCUGGUACACGUACUAAGAGUCCCGAUACCGGAAAGCCAACUUCCCAACGUACAACCAGUCCACAAGGCCGAACGCCAAAACAACGUGACGACUUAUACAGCAUUUCGAAGACAACAACAGUUAAAACCACACAUUCACCUGAACGCAAAUCGAGUAAGCCGAGAACUGAUGAGAGUACACCUAUUUGGGCAGACCGUAAAAAUUUGCUAAAGAGUCCAAGUAGUACCCCGCGCAAAGUGCCAGCUUCGCCGUCAAUGCGUACCACGGCAACGAAAACCACAACUUCAAAGUCAACGAGUCAACGCCAAACUCAGAACAGAAACUUCGAAGAGGACUCCAUUACUUCAAGUUAUGGUAUUGGACCGACAGACGAAAAUGGCUUGCCACUAUUCGGUAUUAAGGCGCUGAAAAAGAAGAAGCCGAGUCAGCCCUGUGAAGCAACCGAGGAAGUCACAGGCUAUGUCAUCGAAGAGAAGUAUUACUCUGAUAAUAAAACAAAGCCCAAAGUCGAAAGAAAGGAAUACAUUUACUCAACAAAUGCUGAUGAGCUUGAGGAAAUCAAGAAAACUGUUGAGCAGAGUCGUAAAUCCUCACAAGACGAUGUAGACAUUAUCAGAAAGUUUGAGAAAAUCGAUAAGGACUAUGUUUUCGAAAAACCAGAAGCUAUAUUGCCAGAUUCAGAAGAUUUUGCAACAUCGAGCAAAUAUGUGCGAAGGGGCUCUGUAAAAGAGUUGAGUGAGAAAUUCAUACGAAAAGAGUCCUCUCAAUCGACAACAGAAAAAUCGGCUGGUUAUCCUAAAGCCGGAUUAAUAUUACGCACCAGCCGUGGACCAUCAACAGAUCCAAGUGGAGAUUCAUAUGAAACAACCACAGAAAAAUAUACAACGACGUCCAGCAGCGGUCAUGCUUACCGCCCAACGGAAGGAGACUCCGAUGACGAAUAUAAUGUACAGCUGCGCCAAAAGCAAUCGCGUGUUUUUACUGACUACGACGACAACGAAAGCGAACAACGUCACUUGAGUACUCGUUCGUCGAGUAAGUCCACACGCUCAUUCCUUAACAGUUGCGGUGAAACUAAAGUGGUAACAAGUAUGGAUGAUGCGCUGGAGCGUAUGCGUAAUGCGGACUAUGUCGUCGAGGCUGGAGACACGGCUGAAGAUCAAGAGGCGCGUUCAUUACUGAAUAAAUUUUUAGGUGCAAGCGUUAUAAUGAAGGGCGUGGAGAGUGUUUUACCUACAACGAAACAAACAACAACUACAACCAUUACUAAAACUUCAUAUGCGGACGAUGAUGCUGACAGCGAUCUACUGAAGAAUAAAGCGGUGAAAACCACUCGUAUAACGAAAACGACCAAAUCAGGAAGCUCUUCAACACCAGUUACCCGUACAACUUGUGAUAUCGAGGAGAUCUGGGACGAAGAAUUAUUACAAGCAUUGCUUGAACAGGCCACAACAUACGAAGAACGCCGGAAGAUACGCGCGCGUCUACGAGAUUUAAUGGCGGAACGUGAAGAGAAAAAAGAUUUGAAAUCGGGUGAAAUAUCCGAAAACGCUCCAGAAGUCGAUGAAAGCAGUGCUAGUGAAUACGAGGAGAUCAUUGAGGAGAUUACUGUUAGCGACUACAGUGAUGCCGAAGAUGGUAUAGGCGGAGAAGAAAUAAUUUCAAACCAAAAUAAUACUAUUAGUGAAAGCAAAGAUCAUAAAAAGGACGUAGAAAAGGAAGAGAAAGAAAAAAAAGAAACUGUAAAAGUACAAGCGGCAAGCAAGCCAAAAAUUGAUAAAACAGAAAAGGUAGAGGAAGUCGAUAAGAAAGAAAAAUCGGAAGCGGAAGAGGAAGUAAAUAAAAGUGAAGAAGUUCAAGCAACCGACAAAUCGGAGGCAAAAGCCGCUGAAAGCGAUAUCAAAGCUUCAAACUCUGCAAAAAAAGAGUGCGAAGCGAAAUCAAGUGUCGAUAAAACCGAUUCGAAUUCCGUCAAUGACGGUGAGUGCCUAGUGCCACUAUUGCAAGGCAUAUUGCAAAACAGUUUACCAAAAGUAAACGCCAAAUUACAGAAAACUCCAGAAAAAACUUUAAAUACGGAACUGAACCAAGCAGCAGAAACUAGCACACGUACAAAUAAAGCCUGUAGUAAUAGUAGUAGUAGUGAACGUAGUGAUUUGUGUACUGUUAAUAAUUACAACAAUAAUUGCACCGACCACACUAACACAAACAACAACACACAAACUGAAUCAAAUAUUCAAACAAUUAACGACGACAGUAAAAAUUACACAAACACAAAUAGGUCUUUAGCCUCAGAAGCAUCUCAAUCGACAAUGACACGUGACAUUGUAAUGAAAACGAGUAAAAGUACCGCCAAGAGUAGUGGCAGUAGUAAUCGUUCUAGUGAUAGCGUUUCUACGCAGAAACAGUUAGAUAGGUUAGGUGUUCCUCAGAGAGAAGACUCAGGUACGGAAAGUGGUGAGGACUUGCGUCUAAUUGCAGCAGGUCUACGUGAUAGUUUGCAAUUGCAAAGUGAUACAAAUUUAAUCGAAGAGGUGACAACCGCUCUAGCCCGCUUGGAGCUGUCGUUGAAAGAGGGCAAAGAUAUACCAGUUGAUGGUAGUAAACGCGAAGCUUUACUUGCUUUGGUCGCACGUCUACAGACAGGCCUCACUUCACCCGACGCUGCACUUAAUUUGUCAAAUAUGGCCUCCAAUACCGGGCCAUAUGAUGAGACCUCAUCGCCAGAGGCUGAUGCGCAUCGUUCAAAUCGGCAACGUUUCGCGCGUCGUCGAAAUCGCAAUAGUCGUCAUACAGUCGGGGUAAGUCGCGAAGAAUUGGAGGAUGCACGUCGUUACAUGGAAGAUAUGCAAUUGAUAGAGAAUAUAUCCAAUUGCACAACACCUGAAAGUGGUAUGACGGCGAAUCCUAAUACCCCGCCACAAUGGUUUCCCAUCGAGAAAAAUGCACCACCGAGUACGAUACUCCCGAGUACGUCAUCUUCGACACUCUACCGUCCAAAUCAGUUUGUGCCUACACAACUAAAGAACGCUACGACGUGUUUCAAUGGGGAUAAUCAAAACACUCAUAGAGAAAAAGAUAAUCCGAAAAGCAAACGCCCAUUAUCGGGUAACUUUUCGGUCAGUUUUCAGCCGAAUGUAGACAAACAAAACAACUCGAAUGUCAUGCAAGAGGAACCAUCAGAAUUCCAUUUGAAUGGUAGUGAGUCGCCGGAUUCAAGCCUCAAAUCAAAUCGCUUUUCUAGCAAAAAACAACUUUUGAAACGGGCAAACACCAUAGAUAUACCAAAGUCCAAAAAAUAUAAUCCCGACUUUGAUACAGAUUCCGAUGUGGAGGACAAGGCUCCACAGCUAGGUUUAAAGCGUACUCUUCAAGUAAAUGUAAAGCAAAAAGUUCGCAACGUUAUACCACCGUUCGUACCAAAGACUGAAAAUGAUCAUAAAUUUCUAGCAUUCAUCAAUAAACAAAGCACUCAGCCUGGCCUUGGUUGGGCAGGUUCGCGUUCGGUAUCAAAUUGGACUAACAAAUUCGGUAAUUUGAAACACACUUUCGAGGUGGGAGCCGCUGCUCAGGCCACAACCGGCAAGCCACCACAAGCGCCCGGUCAUGUGUCACAUAGCUCAGCUAAGAAUUACUGGCAGAAGCAAGUAUUGUCGCAGGACUAUCAGCAACAGCAACAGCAACAACAACAACAGCAGCAAUAUCUACAAUACCAGCAGCUGCAACAACAGACUUUGCAACAUAACCAGCAGGAGGCAAAUGAACGACAACGACGUCUGGAAAGAGAGCGACUUGAGCGUGAACGUAUAGAAUGUGACCGUUUAGAGCGCCAGCGUUUGGAGCGCGAACGUCAGGAACGCGAUCGAAUCGAACGGGAGUACUACGAAAGAGAGAUUAUGGAGCGAGAGCGUUUAGCCGCCGCGCAACAUGCGGCCAUGCCGAGCAUGACGGUACCAAAACCAGCACCGGUCAACAAAUUUCAACAUGCUCCUCAAUCAGUUUUCCGUCCCAUUGACAACAAUGACACAUUUAGUCAUAAUAUUUUCAAACCUAUAGCACAAAUGCCGCAAAAGUUGAAUACUUGGCAGCCACCAUCUAUUUCAAAUAAACCCCUCUCAGCACCAGCACAGAUAUCGCCUGCAUCACCGCAGUUCCUGACCACAAAACAGUCAGUGAAUGGCACACAUGUAACAUCACCUUCAUCUACCACUUCAUCGCCCAUAGGUUUGCCGUGGGUUGCGAAGCCCGCUGUGGACAAUACCGAUUUUAGAAAGAAAGCGCAUACAUUCGAGGAACGUUCUCAAAAUGAUAAUCGUCAAAAUUCCUAUUUGCAGAGGCAUCAUUCGCUGCGUUCGCCAAAGGUUAGUCAACAACAAAUGGAUGAAUAUAAGAAACGACCUUCGCUACCCAGCACUGCUGAUCCUUAUAUGGCCGCACAGAGUCAAUAUGUACCACAACAGUCGCAAGUUUAUAGCUCAACGACUAAUGUAUACGCCCCACCGCCUCCGCCAACAAAUAUCUCAUUUACGUAUGCCGACAUGGGGCGCACCAGCAACUACAAAAGUUAUCCCUGCUUGCCAUCGGCUGUUGAGACAUCCAUAACUGCGGACUAUGCGCGACCGCGUGAAAGCUCGCUAACGAAUCCGAAUGCAACACCAUUGGUUCUGACCAGCUCCAAUCCGACCUAUGAACCCUCUGUAGGUAAUCGAGCACACUACAACAGUAUUCCACCUGUAAAGCAAUUCGAUUUUGCCAGCCCUUUAGAUAGUGCCCCAACAAGUCCAAGCAUUUUAACCAUGCAACAAACAGAUUACACGGACGAUGACAUCGAUUCGGAUAAUUUAAUGGAAUACCGAGCGGAAACCCGAGUUAUGGGUAAGCCGCAGAGCCAGACCGCGGUCACAGUACGCGACCGACGUACAGCGCAUGCUAGUGACGAUGAGGUCUUCGGAAAGAACUCACGCAACGCACAGAACCUAUUAUAUACGAUGCGUAAUAUCGGCAAAAAUGGAAAUGGCGGAGCGAAAGUGAAAAAGGAACCCGUAAGAAAGGUGGAGUCGCCUAAAGUCUGUCUUUCGCCUGAUGGGCGUGCUUACCAAGCGCCAAUCGUUGAACCUCUGUUUCCUCAGCUCACCAAAUUUGAACCCAAUCGCACGCCAGAGUAUAUUGAUAGAGCUAUUAAAAAUCAAGCACAAAAUAAUCCCAAAAAGACACGGCCUAAAACUCCACCAAUGUCGAGUCAAAAGAUGGAUCGCACUUUGCAAUUAGCUCGUGCCGAAGAGAAAUACCUAAAUAAAUACGCAAAUUUAGGUAAACCUGCGAAAGAAUACCAGCAGCAAGUAAAGCAUCAAAUGAGUGGUAGCGUAUCCAAUAUAUCUUCAACAAACUCAGCUCCUUAUGUAAGUGAAACACAAACUGCCUAUGUGGUUACAUAUCCGACCGAAGAGAUUUACGAGAAUGGUUAUACUAAACAAGUUCCAACUUCGUUGCCUUUACAGCGAAACCGCAAUGUUUCUGAAAAUUCGUCUGCUAGUUCGACAAUAUCACACAAUUUACCAUCGCCCGGCACAAGUUGGACGCCCAAUCCCAUUCAUGUGGUCGAUGAAAUAAUGCCUACAAACAAGUCAAGAAAGGCUGGUAGCAUUAAUAAUUUGUCACAAAACACGUACCAACCACAAACGCAAAACUACAACAAUGUACACAGUAUGCCACAAGCAAAACCAAAUGUGGCAGCUAAGCCUUCAGUACCAAGUGCUCAGUACGUACCGCCACCACAGUCCCAUUCAACAUACCAGCAACAAUAUACUCAAGCUCAAUCCUCUAAUUCGAAACCUACAGCUCGGCAGCAAUUAGAAACUAAAUUGCCACAUCAAGAAAGACAGCAUCAACCAAAACCCGAAAUUGUACAACAGCUGCCGCAAGCGAAAGCUAAGCCCACACCCAAAUUGUCAACGCGAAGUCAUACAAUAACUUCUGCUUCGCAAAGUCAAUCCUUCGAACAACAUAACGAGACGCAGCAAAUGACUUUACCAAAACAACGUCCAUUCGAUGUGGAGAUUACUCCUUUGCAAACUCAGAAUCGCGUUCUCUCACAACAGUCAUUGAUCUCCAGUAAACAGCGCCAAUUUGAGCAGAGCGAACAAGAGCAACAAAAAAUUGCUGAAAUUCGCCGCAAAAGUCUUGGUAACGUUUUGGAUAUUCAGCAGCAGCAAAGAAGAGCUGCAUACUUGUCCGAAGCGAAGACUGUCAUUAAGCAGGAGUAUAAGUCAUCGGCGCCGGCAGAUACGCCAGACAUCGUUAAGUCAUCACUGCCCAAAGAGGAUAUGCCCAUAUUGAAAAAGUUCGGUCCACCACAACGUCAUCAUUAUGUGCCAAAUUCAUAUCAGAGUCCUGUAACCAAUAAGCAAACACAAAAAUUCGAGAGCAGUACAAGGGUCAUAAAGAACACAAAACACGAAAUAGUUCAGCAUUCAACGUUGACCAAAAAACCAUCGAUUGUGGAAAUACCGGCCACUCCACAGCCGGACGAAGAUCUCAUACCACGCAACAUUGUUUUUAACAACAUUAGCGCAUUCACAUCCAUGUCACGUCGACAGGAAGAAAAUGGCCAUACGCUUGUUGACUCACACCCACGUACGAAUCGUUUGAGUAAGAGCGAUUCAUGGAACCAAAUUUUACAAAUGCAAAAUCAGACCAAUAUGCAACUGCCACCUAACUCGCCGAAGUUUGGUAAUAGCGGAGCCAGUGGAACUGAAUUGCGUCGCACUAAGUCUGGGCAUACAUUAAAUGUGCGCAUGUAUGAGGCGGGUAUUGAUAAGGCCGAGGUUGGUGACAAAAAACGCACCGUCGAGGCUUAUUUCACAGGCAAAAAGUCACCCAAUCAACUUGGAGGAGAAAUGGUGGAAAUGAGAACAGCAACAACGACAACUGCGACAACGUCCAACACAGCUGGAACAAAGAAAUCGACAAUAAAUCGACAUAAGACAAGUGAAAAGAUUUCGGCGAGUCGCAAAUCGCUGACCACAAUGACGAGCAAUGGCGCGCCUGCAGGAGCAAUUGUGCUAGGCGGUGGGUUGACACGAAGCGCAACAAUGCCGCAUAUAGCGAAUUUGAAUCUACUUGACGAGAGCAACGUUGAAGACGCCUUCGAGCAACUAAUGAUGGGUUCGUAGGACGUAAGGCUCGCAAGCUGAGCUGGGGUCACACGUGCCAACCAUUCCAAAUUGUAAAAGAGUGCCAAAAUGUUCAAAGCGAAGGAAAACCGAAAAUCGAACAUCAAACAUGAAGAAAAGCUUAGUUGGAGAUGCACAAAAAAUGUUGGCCUGCAAACUCGCACAUGAUCACAUUGAAAUUUAUUUUCUGCUAAGUUAUUCGCCAUGUGUCGAACGUUGCUCAUCGUCAACAUUAUAAAUUAAUAUUUUUUAGCCCACUUUUCCUCCCUCACUAUCUCUCUCUUAACCCACCUACUUUAUUUUUGAUUUGUGGUACUGGUAUUUUUCACCGGACGAAUUGACAUGAAGAAAACGGAUGUUGAGGGACUACAUGUUGUUUUAUUAUUGCAACUUUUACACCGAUUUCAAAUUAAAACAUACAAUCUACAAAUAAACGCACAAACGCAAACAUAUGCAAUUCACACGCGCAGAACUCUUAUAUGAUUGCAAACUCCUUAUACGUAUUGCCUGCUGGCCUUUGAGAGAGCUUGAAUGUUGAACAAGUAAA
Molecule: messenger RNA, 18834 nt
Organism: Anastrepha ludens (Mexican fruit fly)
Lineage: Eukaryota; Metazoa; Arthropoda; Insecta; Diptera; Tephritidae
Product: mucin-2
Exons: 12
Coding region: 567-18287 (5906 amino acids)
Biological process (GO): actin cytoskeleton organization
Cellular component (GO): filamentous actin; microtubule organizing center
Molecular function (GO): protein binding
Source: RefSeq, a predicted model, not a curated record